AUGUCCCAGGGCAGGCCACUUCAGCUUACUAUGUCCCAGGGUGGGCCACUUCAGCUUACUAUGUCCCAGGGCAGGCCACUUCAGCUUACUAUGUCCCAGGGUGGGCCACUUCAGCUUACUAUGUCCCAGGGUGGGCCACUUCAGCUUACUAUGUCCCAGGGUGGGCCACUUCAGCUUACUAUGUCCCAGGGUGGGCCACUUCAGCUUACUAUGUCCCAGGGUGGGCCACUUCAGCUUACUAUGUCCCAGGGUGGGCCACUUCAGCUUACUAUGUCCCAGGGCAGGCCACUUCAGCUUACUAUGUCCCAGGGUGGGCCACUUCAGCUUACUAUGUCCCAGGGUGGGCCACUUCAGCUUACUAUGUCCCAGGGUGGGCCACUUCAGCUUACUAUGUCCCAGGGCAGGCCACUUCAGCUUACUAUGUCCCAGGGUGGGCCACUUCAGCUUACUAUGUCCCAGGGUGGGCCACUUCAGCUUACUAUGGCCCAGGGCAGGCCACUUCAGCUUACUAUGUCCCAGGGUGGGCCACUUCAGCUUACUAUGUCCCAGGGUGGGCCACUUCAGCUUACUAUGUCCCAGGGUGGGCCACUUCAGCUUACUAUGUCCCAGGGUGGGCCACUUCAGCUUACUAUGUCCCAGGGUGGGCCACUUCAGCUUACUAUGUCCCAGGGUGGGCCACUUCAGCUUACUAUGUCCCAGGGUGGGCCACUUCAGCUUACUAUGUCCCAGGGUGGGCCACUUCAGCUUACUAUGUCCCAGGGUGGGCCACUUCAGCUUACUAUGUCCCAGGGCAGGCCACUUCAACUUACUAUGUCCCAGGGUGGGCCACUUCAGCUUACUAUGUCCCAGGGUGGGCCACUUCAGCUUACUAUGUCCCAGGGUGGGCCACUUCAGCUUACUAUGUCCCAGGGUGGGCCACUUCAGCUUACUAUGUCCCAGGGUGGGCCACUUCAGCUUACUAUGUCCCAGGGUGGGCCACUUCAGCUUACUAUGUCCCAGGGUGGGCCACUUCAGCUUACUAUGUCCCAGGGUGGGCCACUUCAGCUUACUAUGUCCCAGGGCAGGCCACUUCAACUUACUAUGUCCCAGGGUGGGCCACUUCAGCUUACUAUGUCCCAGGGUGGGCCACUUCAGCUUACUAUGUCCCAGGGUGGCCCACUUUAG
Molecule: messenger RNA, 1164 nt
Organism: Procambarus clarkii (red swamp crayfish)
Lineage: Eukaryota; Metazoa; Arthropoda; Malacostraca; Decapoda; Cambaridae
Product: spermidine/spermine N(1)-acetyltransferase-like protein 1
Source: RefSeq, a predicted model, not a curated record